AUGGCGCGCAAGAGCAAUGUGGAUUCGGACGGCCCUUCGACGGGUGACGCCUCGGCACAUUCAGACGUAGAAAUGCAGGACCGAGACGACAAGAUGAGCGGCUUCAAGAAGUUUGGAUACUUUCAAGAUACCCCAGACUACACGGAUUCAGACACCAACCCAAACACCACAGCAAGCAGCGUCGCGGGUGACCACGCGCCACAAGACGGCCGACGACGACGUGCAGAGGUUCUGAAUAUGCGCAAGAGUAUCUACGGCAAGAAACACGACCGCCUAGGCGCGUCAAAGGAGGACGACACAAUCCGACGAUUUAGAUACCUCCUCGGCCUGACCGACCUCUUCCGUCACUUUAUUGACACGAAUCCUAAUCCGCACAUCAAAGAGAUUCUCGCCGAGAUCGACCGCCAAGACGCCGAAGAGGAGAAGAAAUCCAAGGCGAGCAAGAUGCGCAAAGGCGGUGCAGCUGCUGAGCGGCGCCGCAAGACGGAGCAGGAAGAGGAUGCCGAGCUGGUGCGCAACGAGAAGCACGGCGCCCACAAUGAGACAGUGUUUCGGGAGUCGCCAGGCUACAUCCAGGGCGGAACCAUGCGCGACUACCAGGUUGCAGGUCUCAACUGGCUGAUCUCCCUUCACGAGAACGGUAUUUCAGGUAUCUUGGCCGACGAGAUGGGUCUCGGAAAGACGCUGCAGACGAUUUCCUUCAUUGGCUACCUCCGCUACAUCGCCGGCAUCACCGGUCCACAUUUGGUUGCUGUCCCAAAAUCGACUCUAGACAAUUGGAAGCGCGAAUUUGGCAUGUGGUGUCCUGAUAUCAACGUCUUGGUGCUCCAGGGCAACAAGGAUGACCGUGCCGAGCUCAUCAAGGAACGCCUAGUGGACGAGAAGUUCGAUGUCUGCAUUACCAGCUACGAGAUGAUCCUACGCGAGAAGUCACACCUCAAGAAGUUUGCCUGGGAAUACAUCAUCAUCGACGAGGCACAUCGGAUCAAAAACGAAGAGUCUUCGCUCGCACAGAUGGUUCGUGUCUUCAACUCGCGAAACCGGCUGCUCAUUACGGGUACCCCUCUCCAAAACAACCUCCACGAGCUUUGGGCGCUGCUCAACUUCCUACUCCCCGAUGUCUUUGGUGACUCUUCGGCCUUCGACGAUUGGUUCUCGCAGCAGGGUGCCGACUCUGACACUGUCGUUCAGCAACUUCACAAGGUCCUGCGCCCCUUCUUGCUCCGGCGCGUGAAGGCAGACGUCGAGAAGUCAUUGCUUCCCAAGAAAGAGAUCAACUUGUACGUCGGCAUGUCUGAUAUGCAAGUUCAAUGGUACAAGAAGAUUCUCGAAAAGGACAUUGAUGCUGUCAAUGGCGGUACUGGCACCAAGGAGUCCAAGACCCGCCUGCUCAACAUUGUCAUGCAACUGCGAAAGUGCUGCAAUCACCCGUACCUCUUCGAAGGUGCCGAGCCCGGUCCGCCAUACACUACCGACGAGCAUCUAGUCACCAACGCCGCCAAGAUGGUCAUGCUGGACAAGCUUCUCAAGCGCAUGAAAGCACAAGGCAGUCGCGUUCUCAUCUUCUCCCAGAUGAGCCGUGUACUAGACAUCAUGGAAGAUUACUCCGUCAUGCGAGGCUAUCAGUACUGCCGUAUCGAUGGUUCUACUGCCCAUGAAGACCGUAUCCAGGCCAUUGAUGACUACAACAAGGAGGGUUCAGAAAAGUUCUUGUUCUUGCUCACUACUCGUGCUGGUGGCUUGGGUAUCAAUUUGACCACCGCAGAUAUCGUCGUUUUGUUUGACAGCGAUUGGAACCCGCAGGCAGAUCUCCAGGCUAUGGAUCGCGCGCAUCGUAUUGGUCAGACCAAGCAGGUCUACGUCUUCCGCUUCGUAACGGAGAGUGCUAUCGAAGAGAAGGUGCUUGAGCGAGCGGCCCAAAAGCUACGCCUUGAUCAACUAGUCAUUCAACAAGGCCGUACACAGCAACCUGUUAAGAACGCUGCUUCAAAAGAUGAACUAUUGACCAUGAUUCAGCAUGGUGCCGAAAAGGUGUUCAAUAGCAAGGGUCCUGUUGGCCCAGCUGCCGAUGGAGACUUUGGCGAUGACGACUUUGAAAAGGUUAUGAAGCGUGGCGAAGAAAUGACAAAAAAGCUCAAUCAAAGGUACGAGACGCUCGGCCUCGACGACCUCCAAAAAUUCACCUCAGACUCUACCUAUGAGUGGAAUGGCGAAACGUUCCAGCCACGCAAGAAAGAGAUUGGAUUAGCCUGGAUCAACCCAUCGAAGCGUGAGCGCAAGGAACAAAACUACGGCAUUGACUCGUAUUACCGAAAGACACUGGUGACAGGAGGUCGAACAGAGAACAAACAGCCCAGGAUCCCUCGUGCGCCGAAGCAGAUACACAUUCACGAUUACCAGUUCUUUCCAGAGAGGCUGUCAGAGCUUCAAGAUAAGGAGACGGCAUGGUAUCGGAAAGAGAACAACCUAAAAGCACCACUGCCUGACGGCCCUGAAGAGGAUCUCGAAGCCCGUGAGGCUGACCAGGAACUCGCGCAGAAGGAAAUUGACAACGCGGAGCCCAUGACAGAAGAAGAGAAGGCAGAGAAGGAGCGUUUGAUUGAGAAGGGUUUCCCUGAGUGGAACAAGCGCGACUUCCAACAGUUCUUGAACGGGUCCGCUAAGUACGGCCGCACAAACUAUGAGGGUAUCGCGGAAGAAGUAGACGGUAAGGAUGCUGACGAGAUCGCUGACUACGCCAAAGUCUUCUGGAAAAAGUAUAAGACGCUCGACAACUGGCAAAAGCAUUUCGGCGUGAUUGAAGAGGGAGAGCUACGCGUCCGACAGUCCGAGGAGAAGAAGCGCCUCAUUGCUAAGAAGAUUGGCAUGUACCGUAUGCCCCUGCAGCAAAUGGUCAUCAAAUACACCGUCUCAACAACCAACAAAAAGGUAUACACGGAAGAAGAGGACAAGUUCCUUGUUGUCAUGUUACAUAAGCACGGCGUUGAGGGAGACCUCAUUUACGAGAAGAUUCGCGAUGAGAUCCGCGAGUCGCCUCUCUUCCGCUUCGACUGGUUUUUCCUCAGCCGCACACCACAGGAGAUUGGUCGCCGUUGCACUACACUGAUCUCAGCUAUUGUUCGCGAGCUUGGUGACGGUGAUUUGAAGAACGGCAAGGGUGGCAAGCGUGCGUACGAGGAGGAAGAGACGGAAGAGGAAGAGGAGGUUCCCGUCAAGAAGAAGGCUAAGAACGGCGUCAAGGUUCGUACAUGA
Messenger RNA from Cucurbitaria berberidis CBS 394.84, 3252 nucleotides. RefSeq lists its product as uncharacterized. Gene Ontology annotation, molecular function: histone binding; ATP binding; ATP-dependent chromatin remodeler activity. The transcript is spliced from 4 exons. The record is from RefSeq and is a predicted model, not a curated record. The coding region runs from base 1 to 3252 and encodes 1083 amino acids. Gene Ontology annotation, biological process: regulation of transcription by RNA polymerase II; nucleosome organization. Gene Ontology annotation, cellular component: chromatin; nucleus. NCBI's taxonomy places the organism in Eukaryota, Fungi, Ascomycota, Dothideomycetes, Pleosporales, Cucurbitariaceae.